AUGUCUCUGAUACCACCAGAAAAAUGCUUGAAUGAUUCAACUAUUUAUCAUGUGAGCACUGCUAAUCCUUUCAAGCUGGGAAUAUUAGUUCUUGAAUCCAUCCCUCACUUCAUUAUACGGUUCCGGAAAUUACACCCGGAUUAUAGAUUCCCUAGCUCUUUCAUUAACGAUCUCGCAGCAAUACAGUUCACCAAAACAGAAAUAGCGACUCUGAUUUUACUCUCACUGCUCCUCACACUUAUCAGAUAUUUAAUACAAACGAAACUUCAGCGCUCCGCUCUCAGCAAAAGAUUGCUUCCCAGAUACAGUCAUAAGUUUCCUGAGACAGUAUGGAAGCUGGGGUUCUAUGGAUUUGCUUGGCUUAUGUCUCUUUAUGUUAUGAUGAGAACACCCAACUUGAACAUUUUCCACGAUCCUUUAUCCAUGUGGAAAGAUUGGGAGACUGGAUUAACUCCACCAAUUCCAAAGCCUAUCUUAGCUAUUUACACUGUUCAGGCCUCAUUCUACCUUCAUUCAGUUUAUGCGACUCUCUUCAUGGAUCAAUGGAGAAAGGACUCUUGGUUGAUGUUCUUACACCAUUUCAUAGCUUUAGCUUUACUGGCUAUUAGUUAUGUGCAGCGUUUCGUAUUGCCGGGCGCCUUGUUGGUGUUCCUCCAUGAUAACUCUGAUUCAACUCUCGAAAUGGCGAAACUUGGGCAUUUUAUGAAAAAUCGUAAAGAUGGUUCUGAAUCAAAGUUUUGGAAUGUUUUUGGUUUUAUAUCAUUCUGUAUAUUUUGUUUGUUGUGGAUUGUAUUCCGUCUGUACUGGUACCCAUGUAAAUUGCUGUACGCAACUAUUUACGGAGCUGUUUAUCUCGGACCACAAGAUGCCCCACUGUUUCCGGUUCUUGGAAUAAUGCUCGUGCUUAUAUUCGCAAUGAAUGUAUACUGGUUCAAUUUCAUUGCUCGAAUGAUGAUAAGAGUGGCAAUAACCGGAGAAGAGCCAGAAGAUAAUCGUGAAUGGGAUUCACGAGCCGUGUCUGGUCUAGAUGGGAAAGACUUGGAUAAAAUGGCGGCAGAUCGUGAAGGAAAGGAGAAGGCUAUUUAG
Messenger RNA from Auanema sp. JU1783, 1086 nucleotides. NCBI's taxonomy places the organism in Eukaryota, Metazoa, Nematoda, Chromadorea, Rhabditida, Rhabditidae. The record is from the annotation of a GenBank genome assembly.